AUGAGCACUCCAGCUGCAUCAUUCGCCCUCCCUGUUGCGUCCGAGUGGCCGACGUACAUCUCCAGGUCCGUCGUCAUCGACGCGCCGCGCGAAAAGGUCUGGAGCGUGUUUACCGACUUCAAGGCCUACCCCGAAUGGAACCCAUACUGGCGCGAAUGCACGCUACUUGACGAGCACAAGCGGCCGCUCGGGGCGGGGACGCCCGUCGCCGCCGGCCACCGGCUGUCACUGAAGCUGCACAUCCCGCCGACGAUGGACGACACUGUCGGCACGCACGACAUGGUCGAGGCGCUCUCGCACGUCGAGGCGGGGGCGCAUCUCGUGUGGACCGUUUCGUGGGGGUUCCUGCUGCGCUCCGUGCGGCUGCACCAUUUCGCCGACGUCGAGGGGGAGGCGGGAGCGGGCCGGAAGACCGAGGUGGUGGUGGUUUCGGCGAUCGGCGGCCUGGCGGGCCGGAUGAUGCCGAAGGGCAUGCUGGCGGAUUUGACUAUGUCGAUAGAGGCUAUGAACGCGGCGCUCAAAAAACGGUGCGAGGCGAUGUAG
Messenger RNA from Mycena indigotica, 543 nucleotides. RefSeq lists its product as uncharacterized. The transcript has 2 exons. NCBI's taxonomy places the organism in Eukaryota, Fungi, Basidiomycota, Agaricomycetes, Agaricales, Mycenaceae. Bases 1 to 543 code for a protein of 180 amino acids. The record is from RefSeq and is a predicted model, not a curated record.